This is a messenger RNA of Leishmania mexicana MHOM/GT/2001/U1103, 1338 nucleotides long. RefSeq names its product putative nucleoporin (NUP54/57). The transcript has a single exon. Gene Ontology annotation, molecular function: structural constituent of nuclear pore. NCBI's taxonomy places the organism in Eukaryota, Euglenozoa, Kinetoplastea, Trypanosomatida, Trypanosomatidae. Gene Ontology annotation, biological process: NLS-bearing protein import into nucleus; protein localization to nuclear inner membrane; nuclear pore organization. The coding region runs from base 1 to 1338 and encodes 445 amino acids. The record is from RefSeq and is a predicted model, not a curated record. Gene Ontology annotation, cellular component: nuclear pore; nuclear pore central transport channel.
AUGUUUGGUGCCACCGCGCCGUCGACGGGCAUCGGUCCCCCUUCUGCCGGCUUCGGUAAGGCUCCAACAACGUUUGGCACCAGCGUCUUAUCCGGCAUGAACACGACCACCGCCGCUGGCGGUGGUCUCGGUGCUGCAACAGGCGCCUCGGCAACACCGGGCUUCGGCACCGCAUUCGCAGCCCCUACGACCAGCUCUGCACCAGCGGGAGGCGCAUCUGGCUUUGGCAGCAGCGCAGCAUCAGGGACCACCGGCUUCAGCGCUGGCGGCUUCGGAGUUGGCGGUGGUUUCGGAGCGAAGCCAGGGGGCGGUUUUGGCGCCAGUGCCCCCUCUGGCUUCGGCGCACCCACAACAGGGGCCACUGGCUUCGGUGCAGGGGCAACAGCACCGGCAGGGAUCGGCGGUUGGGGCAUGCAGCAGCCCAACCCCGUCAUGCAGCCGCAGGCACUGCAACAACAGCAGCCGACCGUGACGCUGCAGGAUUUCACGCGGCAGAGCGCCCUCGCCAGCUACCUCGUUAAGCUGGACGAGUCGUACAAUGCGCUGCACCCCAACUGCCGCUUUAGAGCCUUUGUUUACAACCGCUGCGGGGCGGGGCAGGUAAUGGACGCGAUUCAGAAGGAGCGCUACACAGCCUACCUCAACGGCGGCGGCUGCAGUGAGGAGGCCUACAUGCAGGCUCUCCACCAGAACCCCGACCCCGGCCACCUCUACCCAUCCCCCAUCCACUUCUCCCAGGAGCUCCUGCGGCGGACUGAGAAGCAGAGGGACGCUGUGAAGGUGCUGCAGAAGAAAGUGACAGAGCUGCUGCAGGAUAUCGACACAGUGGCAGCCAUGGACGCCGCGAACGUGCGGCGGCAGCGCGAGGUGGAGCAGGAGGAGGUGAUGCUGCAGCACCGAUGGUACUCGCUUCUGUGCAAGAUGGAGCUGCUUCGUCGCCACGGCACCUCGUGCGGCGAGGAGGGCCUGCUGAACAGCCGCGUCGAGCAGCUGCGCAAGCUCUUGGGAGCGCCUGGUCACUUCGGUCAGCUACUGAGUGAGCUGCGGCCGUUCCUAACAGAGGAGGCCUCGCGUGUGGCAAUGAUCACGCAGCAGUCGGCAAACAAGACGGAAGCGUGUCAGCAGCAGCAACAGCGCCGCCUCAUCGGUUCCGCGCCGGCAGCGUGGCGGAACACUGACGGCCAGCCACUCCUGCGCGCCGAGGUGGAUCCGUACAUCAUGAAGGACUGGAUCCAGUUCGCCAAGCAGAUGCAGGACGGGAUCGAGACACUGAAUGAGCUCCUCAAAACAGAUCUAAAGGAGAUGCAGGCGAUCCGCAGCCGUGUGGAGGCCUCGUAG